AUGCACCCUUCCAAGAAAAUAAAACUCUCUAGCAAUACACACCAAACUGAGCAUGUGCAGCUUGCCCCUAAGGCUCUGUUCUAUCAAGAGAUGAGUCGGGGACAGUGGAAGAAGGGGAGGAUCAGAGAAGACAGAAUCAAACAGCCUUUUUACACAGUGCGGAGGAUUAACCCCUUAGGUACCACAGUGAGCAUAACAAGCAUGCUUUACUGCCAGGGGCGGACUGACCAUUUGAAAACUCGGGCACUGCCCUAGGGCCCGGGGUCAGUAGGGGGCCCCAUGAGAUGCCCCUGGUACCUU
Messenger RNA from Staurois parvus, 300 nucleotides. Lineage: Eukaryota; Metazoa; Chordata; Amphibia; Anura; Ranidae. The record is from the annotation of a GenBank genome assembly.